Molecule: messenger RNA, 3370 nt
Organism: Passer montanus (Eurasian tree sparrow)
Lineage: Eukaryota; Metazoa; Chordata; Aves; Passeriformes; Passeridae
Gene: SEMA3B
Product: semaphorin 3B
Exons: 18
Coding region: 601-2880 (759 amino acids)
Biological process (GO): neural crest cell migration; negative chemotaxis; negative regulation of axon extension involved in axon guidance
Molecular function (GO): semaphorin receptor binding; chemorepellent activity
Source: RefSeq, a predicted model, not a curated record
UCGGACUGCGGGGUGCUCCCCCCGGCCCACGGCAGCUAUGGGGUACCGCGGUGGGGGUACCCCCAGAACGGGCACCCACAUCCCCUUCCUGGCCCUCCGGCCCUGCCGGGCUGGACUUUGCAGGAGCAGAUGAGGCACGGGGCCGGUGAUGAGUGCCUUCACCCCGGCACUCCUCCAGGGCAGGAACGGGACCGAGCAGGCAGGGACGGGUGCCCGGGGACACCGGGAAGUACCGCGGCUGCGAUCGGCAUUCCCAGGCUUGCUCGCACCUCUCUUCCCGUUCCCGGGCAGGCAGAGGGGGUGGCAGCACCCCGAAAGCCCUGGGGUCCCGGGGGCUGUUCCGAGCAGGUCCUUGGGUGCAGAGGGAGGACACGCGACACAGUUGCCUUUUGUUGGUGCCGGCCCGGGAGCAGGGAGCGGGGCUUUGCAUCCCCUCCCUCCACCCCCGCCGGCGGGACUGGCGCCCAGCACCGGGGAUUUGGGGUUUAAAGAGCCGGCGGCAGCCAGAGCCCCAGCUCACCCGCCGGCCGAGGAGGCAGGCGAGCUCCGGCAGAGCCCACGCACUACAGCAGCCGCGGCGCCACCAGCCAGACCCCGGCCAUGAGCCGCACGCUGCUCCCGCUCCUGCUCCUGCUGCGCGGGCUGGCCGCUGGCCGCCCCCCGAGCGCUGCCACCCCCCGCCUCAAGCUGGCCUUCCCCGAGCUGCGGGCUCGCCACGGGCUGCGCCUCUUCUCGCUGGAGCACUCCUGCUGCUACGAGGCCCUGCUGCUGGACGAGGAGCGCGGCCGUCUCUUCGUGGGCGCCCAGAACCACCUCCUGUCCUUGGCCCUGGAUGACAUCAGCCAGCGGGACAGGAAGAUCUACUGGCCAGCUCCCGUGGAGUGGAGGGAAGAAUGCAACUGGGCCGGCAAGGACAUCACCGCCGAGUGCAUGAACUUUGUGAAGAUCCUGCACCCCUACAACCGGACCCACCUGUAUGCCUGUGGGACUGGUGCCUUCCACCCAGUCUGUGCCUUCAUCGAGGCUGGCCAGCACGCAGAAGAGCCUGUUUUCAAGCUGGACCCCCACCACACUGAGGAUGGCAAGGGGAAGAGCCCAUAUGACCCCCGGCAUACAGCCGCCUCUGUCCUUGUGGGCGAGGAGCUCUACUCUGGGGUGGCCACCGAUCUGAUGGGCCGUGACUUUACCAUCUUCCGCAGCCUGGGCCGGCGUCCCUCCAUCCGCACGGAGCAGCACGACUCUCGCUGGCUCAACGAGCCCAAGUUCGUGGCCGUUUUUUGGGUGCCAGAGAGCGAGGACCCCGACGACGACAAGAUCUACUUCUUCUUCCGUGAGACGGCGGUGGAACGGCAGCAGGGGCUGGGCAAGACCAGCUUCGCCCGCAUCGGCCAAAUCUGCCGGAACGACAUGGGUGGGCAGCGCAGCCUGGUGAACAAGUGGACCACGUUCCUGAAGGCUCGGCUGGUGUGCGCCGUGCCAGGACCUGACGGGGCAGACACCCACUUUGAUGAGCUCCGGGAUGUUUUCCUGUUGCAGACAAGAGACAAGCGCAACCCUCUGAUCUACGCCAUCUUCUCCACCUCCAGCUCUGUUUUCCAAGGCUCAGCUGUCUGUGUCUACACCAUGGCUGACAUCCGCCGGGCUUUCCUGGGCCCCUUUGCACACAAGGAAGGUCCCAACUACCAGUGGGUGUCAUACCAGGGCCGUGUGCCAUACCCCCGCCCAGGCAUGUGCCCCAGCAAAACCUUCGGCACCUUCGGCUCCACCAAGGACUUCCCAGACGAGGUGAUCCAGUUUGCCCGUCACCACCCACUGAUGUAUAACCCUGUCUUGCCCCAUGGCCAGCGCCCCCUCUUCCUGCAAGCCGCCGUGCCCUACACUUUCACCCGCAUAGCUGUGGACCGUGUCACCGCUGCUGAUGGCCACUACGACGUCCUCUUCAUUGGCACAGAUGUGGGCACAGUGCUUAAGGUGGUCUCAGUGCCCAAGGAGAGCUGGCACCGCAUGGAGCCGCUGCUGCUGGAGGAGCUGCAGGUCUUCCAGGAUGCCUCCCCCAUCAUCAGCCUGCAGCUCUCCUCCAAGCGGCAUCAGCUCUACGCUGGCUCAACCACAGCGCUGGCCCAGCUGCCCCUGCACCGCUGCAGCGCCUACGGCAAAGCCUGUGCCGAGUGCUGCCUGGCCCGGGACCCGUACUGCGCCUGGGAUGGCAACACCUGCACCCGCUACGUGCCCAACACCAAGCGGCGCUUCCGCCGGCAGGAUGUCCGCAACGGCGACCCCAACGUGCUGUGCUCUGAAGACCCCAGGCGGGACAGCGUGCCCCAGAAGCAGCUCUAUGGGGUGGAGGGAAGCACCGUCUUUCUGGAGUGCAUCCCCAAAUCCCUGCAAGCGCGCAUCCUCUGGACAUACCAGCGCACCCUGAAUGAUCCCCAGCGAGAGGUGCAGAUGGACGAGCGGGUGGUGCGGACGGAGCGGGGUGUCCUGCUGCGCAGCGUGCAGCGCUCCGACGCCGGCCUCUACCUCUGCCACGCCACGGAGCACGGCUUCACGCAGCCCCUGCUGCGGCUCUCCCUGGAGGUGAUCGGCGCCUGGCAGGCCACGGGCGUGGCAUCCGCCGGAGACCCCCAGCUCUCCGCCGGCAUCCCCGGCCGCAAGCUCUGGUACCGGGACUUCCUCCAGCUGGUGGAGCGGCCGCCGCUGGGAGCCACGGACAAGGUGUGCCAGAGGCUGUGGAGCCGGGGCAGACCCCCGCCGCCGCCCCGCGCUCCCGCCGGGCCCCCCGGGCGCGGGCAGGGCGAGGAGCCGCGCAGAGCCCGCCGCCGGCGCACCCACGAGGGGCCGCGGGCCGAGCGCGGUCCCCGCAGCGCGUCCCCCUGGUGACCCGGGGGUCGGCCCCGGGCGCCGGGCUCUGCCUAGGAGCGGGGCCGCAGCGGGGGCACAGUGCCGGGGGCUGCGGCUCCGGGGCCGAGGAGGGCAGCCGGGCUGAGCAGCCCCCCGAGGGGCUGCCGACUGCCCUUGCCACCGGCUCCAGCACCGGUGGGGACCCAGCCGGCUGCCGGCGUCGCAGAGUCACCGAAAUAUUUAUUAACGACUGUUACUAUGAAUGUAAACCUGCGGGGCCAGGCGGUGCCCCCCCCAGCACGGCACUGCGGGAGGACGGCACAGCAGGGCCACGCUCGGGUCCCAAAAGGGCUACAGGCAGCAGUGGGAGCACGGUACAGCAGGGCGGGCACUGGUGGGACGCAGGAGGAGGGGGGCAUGAAGGGCAGAUGGUGGGGAGGCAUAAAGGUGGCACCCACCGCUCUGGGUGUGGAACAGUGGCACGGGGGACCUUGUACUAAUUGAGCACAAUAAAGCAGAUUCAGCCGCC